ACCUUCGUUUAUUGCCUGAAGUUUUUUAUCUCUCCUCUCUCUUCUCUCUACACCAUGGCCCGAAACGCAGAGAAGCUGCCCUUCAUUCUGCAAACCCUAGAAAUCUUACAGCCUGAAACCAGAGAGAAUGUAACCCUAAAUUUAGAAACUGUAGAUCGAGAAUUCGUGGAUUCUGGCGCCCUAGACCCAGAAACCCUAAGGUGCCAUGACGAAGCCCGGGAUCGCGAGAUUGACUUCUUUGCUUCUACUGAUACCCUAGAACCAGGUCAUGAAUUUGGAAAGGGAUUGGGGUUGGAAGAAGAAGGAGAAGAAGCAGGAGAAUACGAAGAACCAGAAGAAUUGGGUCGUGAUUUCAUGGAUCAGGUAAGCCUGGCACUUGGUUUGUUAGAUCGAAAUGUGAGAACCCAAGAAAGAUCCUAUAAUCUGAAUUUGCGUUCAUACUCUCCAUCUGAAUCUCAAUCAAGGGUUUUGGAUGGUGGGUAUGAUUCAGAUCAUCGAUCUCUAGAUUCAGGAUCGGGAUUAGAUUGGGGCUCAGAUAUAGGGUUUGGGCUAGGUCUUGAUCUAGGGUUUGGACUGGGUAGAACAACUAUAGAAGAGGAUGAUGUUGAUGAUGGUAAUGUGUAUGAACACGAUGAUGAAUCUAUACCUGAAAUGGGACUUCCAUGGCAUGAGGAUACUGAUUUUGGUUGCAGAUAUGGGGGUUUGUCUGGUGAACUGCCUUUGUAUUCUGGUAGUUCAGUGUCAAAUUCUUGUGAUACCUCAGUUUCAGGCUCAACUGGAGCCAGGUCUUCCAUUCUGAGUACCCAAACUCUAGGAACAGUUCGGGGCAAUAUGAACUCGACUGAGAACACAAGCUCUCGCAAUACGGUUGAUGAUGAAUUUGGGUUUGUGGGGCUUGAUCCAUUUUCAGAUUCUGAAAUGUGUACUUAUCAAAGUGGUGGGCUUUCUAGAGCUUGGGAUGUCAAUUCCAGUGUAAGCUGUAGUUUAGAUAGUGAUGAACGUGAUCAUGAUCUUGGUGAUUUUGGAACAAUGGGUUUUGAUUGUAGUACUAAUUCUACUUCAGAUGGGGAUUUGUUUGAUGCGCAUUCUAGGUUUUUGCGGGUUGGCCAUGGUUCAGAUUUUACUUCAGAUGAGGAGUCGCUUAUAGAGAGAGGAAUUGACGAUUCUGGUGAUUGGGGUGUUGAAUCAAAUCCGAAUCAUGACUUGGGUGAUGGAAUAGAGGAAAACUUUGGACUUCCGAUUUGUUGGGAUUGCCUCCCUUUGGAUGAUCAGAGGGAUUUGAAUGAUGAUGCUGAAUGGGAAGAAGUAGGUGACGAAUUUGGCGAGAGGGAGGUUUCCAGUCGAACUAAUUCAACUUAUGCAGGCCUCUAUCUAGAAGAGAGAACAAUUGAUGAUCAACGAAGUCAUGCUGACCUUGAGGAAGAAUUGGUACCAGAAGAAGAACCAUUGUCAGACGAGGAAUUCGUGCCCCGGGAGGAGGCAGUCCCUGGAGAGCUAGUAGUGGUAGGACAAAAUGAAGAUGACGAAUCAAUCAAUGAGGAUAUUCAUGAAAUUGGGUCAAUGGUAGAAAUGAGAAACCGAGACUGGGCAGUUCUUUCUAUUGAUAAUCCCAUUGAGUUUAUAGUGGAGCCUCUUAGCAAUGGGGAAAUUGAGCCCUAUGAAAGUGAAGAUUUUGUGUAUACAGCUGCCGGACAUGAGAUAUUGCUAGGGCGAUGGGCUGAAAAUGAAAGUUUUCAGAGAGGAAGCCCCCCUGUAUCUAACGCUUUUGUCAAAAACUUGGCAUCGAUUGUGUUGACCCAAAAAGAUGCUGAUAACCAUAACACACUUUGUGCAGUUUGUAAGGAUGACAUUUCUAUUGGAGAGAGGGCCACUCAAUUGCCUUGUUUGCACCAUUAUCAUAAAGGAUGUAUUUUGCCUUGGUUGGAAAUUCGGAGCACAUGCCCUAUGUGUCGGUAUGAAAUGCCUACUGAUGAUCCAGAGUAUGAGAGGUGGAGAAGACAACAGGUGGUAGGCUGAUUUGGAGGGCAUCUGUUAUCUCAGUGUAGGAGGUGGACCAUGUCAGCUUCAUUUGAAUGUAUAUCCUGAGAGGAUAUUCGGGUUUUAUAUAGAUGGUUUAAACUUUAAACCCAUCUUGUUGUUAGUCUGAUGUACUUUUUGUUAUGAGGUCAACAUAUGUCGGCCUUCACCUUUAUUUAUCUUUAAUGGAUUCUUUCUUGUAAAAUGUUUAAGGUUAUUUCACAAUAAAAAGAGAGGAGGGGAGGUGGUGCUAAUGGAGUUUUUAUCUAUU
Messenger RNA from Amborella trichopoda, 2287 nucleotides. RefSeq lists its product as uncharacterized. The record is from RefSeq and is a predicted model, not a curated record. Gene Ontology annotation, biological process: protein ubiquitination. Gene Ontology annotation, cellular component: cytoplasm. Gene Ontology annotation, molecular function: ubiquitin protein ligase activity. Lineage: Eukaryota; Viridiplantae; Streptophyta; Magnoliopsida; Amborellales; Amborellaceae.